Messenger RNA from Salvelinus namaycush (lake trout), 1479 nucleotides. RefSeq names its product paired box protein Pax-3-like. The transcript has 9 exons. Gene Ontology annotation, biological process: anatomical structure development; regulation of transcription by RNA polymerase II. Bases 1 to 1479 code for a protein of 492 amino acids. Gene Ontology annotation, molecular function: DNA-binding transcription factor activity, RNA polymerase II-specific; RNA polymerase II cis-regulatory region sequence-specific DNA binding. Lineage: Eukaryota; Metazoa; Chordata; Actinopteri; Salmoniformes; Salmonidae. The record is from RefSeq and is a predicted model, not a curated record.
AUGACAGCACUAGCGGGGGGCAUACCGAGGAUGAUGCGCCCGAACCCACACCAAAACUACCCGCGGGGAGGCUACUCUCUUGAAGUCUCUACCCCGUUAGGCCAGGGCCGGGUGAACCAGCUCGGUGGGAUGUUUAUCAACGGCAGACCCCUGCCCAACCACAUCCGCCACAAGAUCGUGGAGAUGGCCCACCACGGCAUCCGACCCUGUGUCAUCUCCCGCCAGCUCCGAGUCUCCCAUGGAUGCGUGUCCAAAAUCUUGUGCCGGUACCAGGAGACAGGCUCCAUCAGGCCCGGGUCCAUCGGAGGCAGCAAACCCAAGCAGACAACAACCCCAGAUGUGGACAAGAAGAUCGAGGAAUACAAGAGAGACAACCCGGGCAUGUUCAGCUGGGAAAUCAGGGAUAAAUUACUCAAAGACGGGAUCUGCGACAGAAACAACAUCCCCUCAGUGAGUUCAAUCAGCCGUAUCAUGCGUUGUAAAUUCGGGGGAGUUGGAGGAGAAGAUGAGGAGGACGAUGAUGAAAUCCAGAAGAGGGAAUUGGAAGAGAACGAAAGACGAGCGAAACACAGCAUCGACGGCAUCCUCGGGGAUAGAUCCAGCCACUCAGACGAGGGUUCAGACGUGGACUCGGAGCCGGGCCUGCCACUGAAGAGGAAACAGCGUCGCAGUAGGACCACCUUCUCAGCCGAGCAGCUGGAGGAGCUGGAGAGAGCCUUUGAACGAACACACUACCCUGAUAUAUACACCAGAGAAGAGCUAGCUCAGAGGGCCAAACUCACAGAAGCCAGAGUUCAGGUAUGGUUCAGCAACAGGAGAGCCAGGUGGAGGAAACAGGCAGGAGCCAAUCAGCUAAUGGCAUUUAAUCACCUGAUCCCUGGCGGUUUCCCACCUUCGGCCAUGUCGAGCUUGCAGCCAUAUCAGCUGUCAGACAGCCCCUACCCUCCCACCUCCAUCUCACAAACAGUGUCAGAGCAGCACAGUACAGUCCACAGGCCUCAGCCUCUCCCCCCCACCUCGGUGCACCAGGGUGGGCUUGGCUCCUCAGUGGGGACCCAGGACGGGAGUUCGGCCUACUGCCUGUCCUCCGGACGCCACGGCUUCUCAGGCUACUCAGACAGCUUUGUGCCCCCCCCUGGCCACUCCAACCCAGUCAACCCCAGCAUUAGCAACGGCCUCUCACCACAGGUGAUGGGGCUGUUGAACCCAGGAGGAGUGCCCCACCAGCCUAGCCACCAGAGUGACUUCGCCCUCUCUCCCCUGACCGGUGGGAUGGAGCCCGGGGGUGGCAUGGCGGCCAGCUGCCACGGCUCCCAGCGGGGCCUGGAGGGUCUGCCAGGCCUGACCAGCAUGCCCACCCUGCCCAACUCCCAGUCCUACUGCCCGCCCACCUACAGUUCCCCAGCCUACGCUAUGGACCACCACCCCUCAUACCAGUAUGGACAGUAUGGACAGAGCAAGGUGCCUUUCAUUAUCUGA